Molecule: messenger RNA, 2297 nt
Organism: Herpailurus yagouaroundi (jaguarundi)
Lineage: Eukaryota; Metazoa; Chordata; Mammalia; Carnivora; Felidae
Gene: RAD51
Product: RAD51 recombinase
Exons: 10
Coding region: 408-1427 (339 amino acids)
Biological process (GO): chromosome organization involved in meiotic cell cycle; reciprocal meiotic recombination; DNA recombinase assembly
Cellular component (GO): condensed nuclear chromosome
Molecular function (GO): single-stranded DNA binding; double-stranded DNA binding; ATP hydrolysis activity
Source: RefSeq, a predicted model, not a curated record
GGGAGCAGCGUCCGAAGGGGCUGGAAGGCAGAGCCGAGGAGGGCGGGGAGACGUUACGUUGACGCUGGCGUGACCCAGCCCGAGAAUUUGGCGGGAUCUCCGAAAGUUGCAGUGCUCCGCGCGCGCCCUGGCCUGAAAUCGAGGUCUGAGAAGAGCGGAGACGCACCCGGAGGGACGCAGUUGGGAGCUGAGUUUCGCCUGGGUUGUGUGCAGAAGGCCGGAGCAAGGGAGUAGAGAAGUGGGCAGGAAGCAAAGGGGUCUGGAGUCCGUCCCGGCCGGGCGCGGACCGAGCCAGCGGACAGAAGUCGGGGCGCGCAGCCAGUGGGAGCAAGAAGCGCUGCGUACCAGGGUGAGGGUGUUAGGCGCGGACUCGGUUCCUUUUUGCCUCAGGUAUUGAAUGCUGAGUAAUGGCUAUGCAAAUGCAGCUUGAAGCAAAUGCAGAUACUUCAGUGGAAGAAGAGAGCUUUGGCCCACAACCUAUAUCUCGAUUAGAGCAAUGUGGCAUAAAUGCCAAUGAUGUGAAGAAAUUGGAAGAAGCUGGAUUCCAUACUGUGGAGGCUGUUGCUUAUGCACCAAAAAAGGAACUAAUAAAUAUUAAGGGGAUUAGUGAAGCCAAAGCUGAUAAAAUUCUGACUGAGGCAGCCAAGUUAGUUCCAAUGGGUUUCACUACUGCAACUGAGUUCCACCAAAGGCGAUCAGAGAUCAUACAGAUUACUACCGGCUCCAAAGAACUUGACAAACUACUUCAAGGAGGAAUUGAGACUGGAUCAAUUACAGAGAUGUUUGGAGAAUUCCGAACUGGGAAGACUCAGAUCUGUCAUACAUUGGCUGUAACAUGCCAGCUUCCCAUUGACCGAGGUGGAGGAGAAGGAAAGGCCAUGUACAUUGACACUGAAGGUACUUUUAGGCCAGAAAGGCUGCUAGCAGUGGCUGAGAGAUAUGGUCUCUCCGGCAGUGAUGUCCUGGAUAAUGUAGCAUAUGCUCGAGGGUUCAACACAGACCACCAGACCCAGCUCCUUUAUCAAGCAUCAGCCAUGAUGGUAGAAUCUAGGUAUGCACUGUUAAUUGUAGACAGUGCCACUGCCCUCUACAGAACCGACUAUUCGGGUCGAGGGGAACUUUCAGCCAGGCAGAUGCACCUGGCCAGGUUUCUGCGGAUGCUUCUGCGACUUGCUGAUGAGUUUGGUGUAGCAGUGGUGAUCACCAACCAGGUGGUAGCCCAAGUGGAUGGAGCAGCCAUGUUUGCUGCAGAUCCUAAAAAACCUAUUGGAGGAAAUAUCAUUGCUCAUGCCUCAACAACCAGACUGUAUCUGAGGAAAGGAAGAGGGGAAACCAGAAUCUGCAAAAUCUACGAUUCUCCCUGUCUUCCUGAAGCUGAAGCUAUGUUUGCCAUCAAUGCAGAUGGAGUGGGAGAUGCCAAAGACUGAUUCAUUGGGGCUUUUCCUGUGAUAAAGCUUAAGUGCUACAGCCUAAUGGAGAGGACUGCUCCCUGGGUCUUCUUCACAGGCCUCUUCCUGUUUUCCUGCCAGAAAAAGGCUUCUGGAAAAACACCUAUUCUAUCAGCUUUUCUGAUGGUGUAAACAGGAGACAGGUCAGUAGUCACAAACUGAUCGGAAAUGUUUAUUCUGUCUGGAGUUUAUUAAUGUCUAUGUGAAUUAUUUGGGGGGAAGUAAGGAAGAUGUUUGACAUCGUGCCUUAGGGUCGACUCAAAACUAACAGAUGUUCCCCUGGCCAAUCUUUAGUUCCCUUGAAGACAAAAGCUGGUGAGACUGGACUCUUCUCUAUCUGAACAAUGUUGAAAUGCCUGGGUGGCAAAGGAAGUAGGUCUCCUCACUGGUGUGUUUUUUUUGUUUUUGUUUUUUUUGUUUGUUUGUUUGUUUUUUUGUCAGUAAAACUGUCAGAAGUAGGUUUUUAAGUUAGUUUGCCUGAAUUAUAGAAGAAUUUGUUUUUAUUUAAGGGCUACUGAGCAGGCCUACUGGGCUACCAGCCCUUCAACAUCUAUGUGCUUGUUUUUUUAACUGCUAAGAGUAACUCAAGAUAAUUCUGGAAUCUUAAUCAUUUCAGAAGCUCUAAGUAGAUUUAGUGUGGGGCUACUAAUAAAGUAGUUAUUUGUGCGGUUUAUAGGAGUUAUUUUGGUGUAAGCUGAAUAUUUUGAGAGGGCCUUCAAAAUAAUUUAUUGGCACUAACUGAUCAGUUUCUAUUGCUUUAAAAUUAAUUUUAAAGGGAAGCCAUACAUUCAGAUGAUUUAGCUUACUAGCCUUCAAUGUAAUAGAUAUUACAAGAUGAAUAUCCAAUGA